This is a messenger RNA of Cavia porcellus (domestic guinea pig), 5070 nucleotides long. It is a transcript of the gene Rps6ka1, whose product is annotated as ribosomal protein S6 kinase A1. The transcript has 21 exons. NCBI's taxonomy places the organism in Eukaryota, Metazoa, Chordata, Mammalia, Rodentia, Caviidae. The record is from RefSeq and is a predicted model, not a curated record. Gene Ontology annotation, biological process: peptidyl-serine phosphorylation; intracellular signal transduction; positive regulation of DNA-templated transcription. Gene Ontology annotation, molecular function: magnesium ion binding; protein serine/threonine kinase activity; ATP binding. Bases 1753 to 3987 code for a protein of 744 amino acids.
UGUCCCCUGGGGUUUCUGGGUGGCUGUAUCUGUCCCCAAGGAGUGUUUUUAGCUAGAGGCAAACAGACAUCAUGGAGAUGCAGGGGUGGUGUGGGCAGGGAUUGCUAUGUGGCCUUACCCAGCUCAGCCCUUCUCUGAGCCAUGCUUUCUGCCUGUCCCACCAGAAAGUUGACAGUUGGGGGUCUGAUUAGUUUUGUUUGUUUGUUUGUUUGUGUUUGAGGGAGGCUGUUGUCCAUCAGGGAGAAUCCCUUAAAGUAACGUUGUGUCUCUGAGGGUCAAGACAAGGAAGGGAAGCCUUGGCCUGACCUUGAGAGUCAGGGAGAGGGUGGCCUUAGGUGGGCAGGAAGCAGUUCUGGCUGAUUUACCUGUCUACCCUUUCCUGCACUUGAGGCUGCUCACCCCAGGUCAGGCAGGCAGCAGAGCAAGAACUUGGAUGCAAGCAGCCUCUGCCACUGGUUUGCUCUGAGCUUGGGAGUUGCUGUCCUCCAGGCGUCAGUUUUCUGUUCCCCAAAGGGUUAACUGCUUUUGGGAUAUUUGAAUGGAGUCAAAGCCACCAGACUGCACUCAGGAGUUGGUCCUCUCAGCCAGGCCUUAGCAUGGGAAGAAAACCUUAGGGAAAUGGAAUACCUUGGAAAUAAGUCUGCCACAAACUCUAGAUAGCCGUGCUGAGUGCUGGGACCUUGCAGGGUGUGUCCCCUCAUCUUUGUCCCCACCCUCAGGUACACUAGUAAGAACUGUAGCUCUGUCCUUAACCUACCAGGGGUCCCUGCCCUGUGGUGUCUGGCAGUCUCCGUGGGCUUCACUGACCCUGCUGUCUCCCUGCUGCCACCUGUGCCUGUGGUUGGGUUCCUGUCUGCCUUUGCUUGUCUUCCCCAGUUGGGUACAUAUGCGUGCUGAGCACCUGUUGGCUUUUUGUGCCCUUCUUUUUGCUUGUUGGUCCUUACCUGUCUCUGGCUGUUGGAUUUGUAUCCCAGGUCCAAGUCUGUCAGCCUCUGUGUGUUAGAUAUGACUCCUCACUUCCCUUCCUGAUAGGCAUAGGCUCCUCCUGCCUCUGCCUGUUAGAUGUGUGUCCCCACCCAUCCCUGCCUGCUGGGAGUGUUUUCCUUUCUGUCUUUGCUUGUUGGGUGCCAAUCCUUAUAUGUGUCCGCCUGGUGGAUACAUGUGGCUUCCUGCCUUUGCCUGCCUUUAUCAGUCUCUACCUGUUAGGUAUCUGCCUCUGCCUGCUGAACCACUCUCUCUCUCUCUCAAUCUAUCUCUCUUUUCUUUUUUAUUUAUUUAUUUAUUUUAGAUAAGGUCUAGUUCAGGGUGCUCUUGAACUCACUGUGUAGUCAGGCUGGCCUAGGAUUGUGAUCCUCUUGCCUCAGCCUCCUGAGCACUAGGAUAACCAGACAUGUGCCACUGUGCUGGCUGGAUGUCUCUCUUUAUCUGUCUGUGCACUUGCCUCAGCCUGUUGGAUAUCUACCUACUUGUCAGCUGGGUUGGCAUGGAGCUUUCAUUUUGCAGACCCACAGGGAGGAUGGGGGGAAGGCCAGAGGGCAGCCUUUAGGCUCUGAGAAGAGGGGAAGAGAGAAGGGAACGUGGUGAAGGCGGAGGCCUAGAGCUGGGAAACCACAGACUGUGAGUGAUUGGCUGCUGCCCUGGGCCAGGCCCAGCCCUGCACCCUCACCCUGCACAUCCGCCUUGGGCCCGGCCAUCUCCGUGGGCAGCCCUGGACGCUGCCUACCCCUGCCAUGUUGCCUCGCUGCUGGGCAGAUGGAGCAGGAUCCCAAGCCGCCCCGCCUGCGGCUCUGGGCCCUGCUCCCCUGGCUGCCCAGGAAGCAGCGUCCCAGGAUCGGCCAGGCUUCUCUGCCGGCCCCUGGCCCUGGCUCUGGCCCCCAGCAGGACUUGGAUGAGGGUGUCCUCAAAGAGAUCUCCAUCACGCACCAUGUCAAGGCUGGCUCCGAGAAGGCUGAUCCAUCCCAUUUCGAGCUCCUCAAGGUUCUGGGCCAGGGAUCCUUUGGCAAAGUCUUCCUGGUGCGCAAAGUCACCCGGCCCGACAAUGGGCACCUGUAUGCCAUGAAAGUGCUAAAGAAGGCGACAUUGAAAGUACGUGAUCGUGUUCGAACCAAGAUGGAGAGAGACAUUCUGGCUGAUGUAAACCACCCUUUUGUGGUGAAGCUGCACUAUGCCUUCCAGACCGAGGGCAAGCUCUAUCUCAUUCUGGACUUCCUGCGUGGCGGGGACCUCUUCACGCGGCUCUCAAAAGAGGUUAUGUUCACUGAGGAAGAUGUAAAGUUUUACUUGGCGGAGCUGGCUCUGGGCCUGGACCACCUGCACAGCCUGGGCAUCAUUUACAGAGACCUCAAGCCUGAGAACAUCCUUCUGGAUGAGGAGGGCCACAUCAAACUGACCGACUUUGGCCUGAGCAAGGAAGCGAUUGACCAUGAGAAGAAGGCCUACUCCUUUUGUGGGACAGUGGAAUACAUGGCCCCAGAGGUUGUCAACCGCCAGGGUCACACUCACAGUGCAGACUGGUGGUCCUAUGGGGUAUUGAUGUUUGAGAUGCUGACGGGCUCCCUACCCUUCCAGGGGAAGGACCGGAAAGAAACCAUGAACCUGAUUUUGAAGGCAAAGCUAGGCAUGCCCCAGUUUCUGAGCUCGGAAGCCCAGAGCCUCCUGCGGGCCCUGUUCAAGCGGAAUCCUGCCAACCGGCUCGGCUCUGGUCCUGAUGCAGGAGAGGAGAUCAAGAGGCACAUCUUCUACUCCACCAUUGACUGGAACAAGCUGUACCGACGUGAAAUCAAGCCACCCUUCAAGCCAGCGGUGGCUCAGCCUGAUGACACCUUCUACUUUGACACUGAGUUCACAUCCCGCACACCCAAGGAUUCCCCAGGUGUGCCACCCAGCGCUGGCGCCCAUCAGUUGUUCCGUGGCUUCAGCUUCGUGGCCACUGGCCUGAUGGAAGACGACAGCAAGCCUCGGGCCACACAGGCACCCCUGCACUCGGUGGUACAGCAACUCCAUGGGAAGAACCUAGUUUUUAGUGACGGCUACGUGGUAAAGGAGACGAUCGGUGUGGGCUCCUACUCUGUGUGCAAGCGCUGUGUCCACAAGGCCACCAACAUGGAAUAUGCUGUCAAGGUCAUCGAUAAGAGCAAGAGGGAUCCCUCAGAAGAAAUAGAAAUUCUUCUGCGGUACGGGCAGCACCCCAACAUCAUCACAUUAAAAGAUGUGUAUGAUGACGGCAAGCACGUGUACCUGGUAACAGAGCUGAUGCGGGGUGGGGAGCUGCUGGACAAGAUCCUACGGCAGAAGUUCUUCUCGGAGCGGGAGGCCAGCUUCGUCCUGCACACCAUCGGCAAGACUGUGGAGUAUCUGCACUCGCAGGGGGUUGUACACAGGGACCUCAAGCCCAGCAACAUCCUCUUUGUGGAUGAGUCUGGGAAUCCCGAGUGCCUGCGCAUCUGUGACUUUGGUUUCGCCAAGCAGCUUCGGGCUGAAAACGGGCUCCUCAUGACGCCUUGCUACACAGCCAACUUCGUGGCACCCGAGGUGCUGAAGCGCCAAGGCUAUGACGAAGGCUGUGACAUCUGGAGCCUGGGCAUCCUGCUGUACACCAUGCUGGCUGGAUAUACUCCAUUUGCCAAUGGACCCAGCGACACACCCGAGGAGAUCCUGACCCGGAUCGGCAGUGGAAAGUUUACCCUCAGCGGAGGAAACUGGAACACAGUUUCAGAGACAGCCAAGGACUUGGUAUCCAAGAUGCUGCACGUGGACCCCCACCAACGUCUUACAGCCAAGCAGGUUCUCCAGCACCCAUGGAUCACCCAGAAAGAUAAGCUUCCCCAGAGCCAGCUGUCCCAUCAGGACUUGCAGCUGGUGAAGGGAGCCAUGGCAGCCACGUACUCCGCACUGAACAGCUCCAAGCCCACACCCCAGCUAAAGCCGAUCGAGACCUCCAUCCUGGCCCAGCGGCGAGUGAGGAAGCUGCCGUCCACCACCCUGUGAGGGGCUGGGGCAUCCAGACCACAGGGCGGUGCUUGAUGGAGGCAGCAUCCUUCCCAGAGGGAGCAGGCCUGAGUUACAGGGCCAGAGCAUACUGGAGCCCCAAGAGGCCCUGGAAGCAGCCAUCCCAGAUACCCCAUGAGGGUGUGAGAAGUGCCUUCUCCUUCCCCAGGAUGGACUCUUCUUGGCUCAGGCUCAGCUGGUUGAAAUUGAUUCACCAUACAAACUUUUAUCUUUUUAAGGGAAAAAAAAUGACAUCAACCACCAUGGAUUUUUACAAGAUCCAUUUGCCUUUCUGGGAGUGGAAAUAGCUAGUGCAGCCCUAGAAGGGGCAGAGUCACACUGCGGCUCUGUGGCUAAGACUUCUUGGAGCAGCUUUGGGGUCCUGUCAUGGGGACCCCAUGAUUGGCCAUCCAGAGCCAUCUGCACAUACCGGCAAGACAGCCCAGCACUGCCUCUCAGAGCUACUGGCUGUUUGGCAGAGCUCUCCGAAUCCCCACCCAGAGACUCUUCCGUCUGUUUUGUCGGGGGACUAGAACCACUUCUGCUAGAGCAGAGGAGCCCGCGCUGCUGGCUCCUAGGUCCUGGCUCCAGCCACCAGCAUCCACCUGGCUCCCCUGCCAGGCCCUGCAGUCAGGUUGGCAGCCCCAGGAGAGGAUGUGGAGAGCACUUUCUGGUGGGCUUCUGUGGGGUCUGCCACCAGACAGGAUUCACUGGAGAUCAGAGGGCUGGCCGCAAGGUCAGCAGCUUUUUCCAUUUCUUCCUCAGCUGGUAACUCAGGGUUCAUCUGUCCAUGGCCUUUCUAAUAAACUUACAAGUGAGUUGAAGCACACAAUCUUCCCCUUUUACAUCCUUGACUUUGCCCUCUGUCUGCUACUGGGUGUCAAGGUCGUUAGCAGCAACAAGAUGGGCCAGGGCCAAUCAGCCCAGCUUCUUGGCAUUGGUUCACUGGAGGAAUGUGCGGGAAACCCUUGGGCCUUGCCCCAAACUGCUGUCAGGGGGCCCAUUGUGGUCUUGAUAAUGUUGCCACUGGAAACAGAAUGCCAAGCACUGUGAGUGAUGUUACAUGUAUAUGUUUUAAUGUUU